Symbiodinium necroappetens is the source of this 924-nucleotide messenger RNA. Lineage: Eukaryota; Dinophyceae; Suessiales; Symbiodiniaceae. The record is from the annotation of a GenBank genome assembly.
AUGUUUCGCCGAUAUUCGUCAAACCGACGGUUACUUCCACGGGACGGUGACCUCAGUCAGCACGUGCUUGUCAAUCUGGACUGCGAUAUCGUUUUGCCGCCAAGCUUUGCUGAGUCGGUGCUUUCGAGAUUUAGGUCACGAACUUUGCAGCUGUUGGGGUGCCGAGGGAAGCAGUCCGCAACGACUGGUCGACUUGCGAUCCGUGCUUCGGCUUUCAAACAAAUCAAUGGCUACGACCAGGAGCCAGGCAUACUUGGUUCAGGUUUUCAGGACGUAGACUUGCGCGACCGUGUUGGCAUUGCACCAUUUGCUUACGAUGGCUCAAUUGUGUGCGAGGGGCAGUCGGACAUCGCGCCGGCAAAGUCAGGCGUGGUAGAAAGGUUGCUGAACGACCAUCAGGCAACGCAUCCAGCCGUGGCUGGCUGGGCAUUGCCGAACACUUUGCACGAAUAUGCCACCGUGGAGGACGACCGGAAGCUGGCGAAGAUUCAUUGGGUGUACAACCCUGACAGUUUGAGCUGGGAUGACAUGAAUGAAUCAAACAGGGCGGCCAUGCUGGCCAAGCGCAACCGACCCGCCCCAUGGGCUUGGAAGCGCAACCUGCAGUUCUCGCAGCUGGGGUGGCCGUUUAUCGAACUUCGCCGUGAGCAUCUGCAGCUCGCAAUGCGCAAUCCAGGACGCAUCUUCCAUGCCACGAAACCGCUUCUUCGUCAGCCGCCUGCAAGCAUCGGCUCUCCUCCUGACUUCACGGAGGAGGUUGCAGACGAGAGGUGGUAUGUGCGUGAGUUGCAGAUUUAUCCGAACCCGAACGCCCAGGAGCUCGACCAGCGGGCAGCUGCGUGUGGCUCAGUCAUGCUCAGUCUCCUCAAAACCGAUGUAGAUUCUUUCUUCGUUCGAUCUUCUGUUAUUGAAAAUUUCUGUUGA